AUGUCUGCAACAUUAAGAUCGAAUGUCCACGUAAAUUUUUUGGCACCUGAUUAUUUAGAUGUUAACGAUUAUUUUAAAAAAGUAGAUUGGAUUGGUUCUCUCAACAUUAUCUCAAAAACUAAUCACAAAAAAAUUCCCGUCAGUGUAAUUUCAUUUUGCAAAGGAUUAAAAAAUUUCAGUACUUUUGAAGGAGAGUCAAUCCUAGAGCGUUGUAAGGAAUGGUACCAUAAUUUCUACGAGCGUUACUGUGAUCUGCAACUCACCGAGAGGGUCCAACACAUAGAAGAAAAAAUAUAUUCUUCUCAAAAAUUAUCGGAGCUGUUACAAGGAACGACAAUUAUAAAAAAAAGAUCAUAUGAUGACAACGAUGACAACAAAGCAGGCCCAUCAAAUGAAAAACGUAGUCGUCAUGAGGAUUUAUCGUGUGAAAGUACAACAGGAGCAUGUUUUGAGUCUUAUCAACGUGAACAAGACGAGCUACGAAUACUUGAAAUCGAGACUGAAGAACCUCCGAUUGAGUGGAAAUUUAGUGCACCAAAACCAAAUUGGCUAGAUAAAAUAGCUCAGGAGCAACAAUUGUUAACUUCUGCAUUGUUUUCUAAUGAUGAUACAAAAAUUCGAUAUGAAUUGUCGUUAAAUCCAAUCUUGUGGAAAAUCAUUGAUUUAUUUGAUCAAAGAACCAUGAACCUUUUAUCAGAAAAUGAAUUAUCAGAAUUAAAUACAACAAUUUCAGCUUCUCUUAAAAAUUGGACGAUCUUGGAACCUAUGGCAGAGAGACAUCUCUAUUCUUUAGCAAAAGUAUAUUAUAAAGAUUAA
Molecule: messenger RNA, 816 nt
Organism: Ambispora leptoticha
Lineage: Eukaryota; Fungi; Glomeromycota; Glomeromycetes; Archaeosporales; Ambisporaceae
Source: the annotation of a GenBank genome assembly